Molecule: messenger RNA, 638 nt
Organism: Corylus avellana
Lineage: Eukaryota; Viridiplantae; Streptophyta; Magnoliopsida; Fagales; Betulaceae
Product: transcription elongation factor SPT4 homolog 2
Biological process (GO): transcription elongation-coupled chromatin remodeling; regulation of DNA-templated transcription; transcription elongation by RNA polymerase II
Cellular component (GO): nucleus; DSIF complex
Molecular function (GO): RNA polymerase II complex binding; zinc ion binding
Source: RefSeq, a predicted model, not a curated record
GUCUGCGGUGAGAGAGGGAGGUGACCCCCUAUUUGCCCGUAUCUUACCCCUCAGCCGACUCAGGGAGUCAGCAGACCCUUUUCUCUGUGUAGAAAGUAGUAGUUCAGUGGAUCAUCGUAAUCGUCUCUCUCUGUUCAGAAUGGGAAGCGCCCCGGCACAAAUUCCGACGAGCUUCGGGCAUGAGCUGAGGGCUUGCCUUCGUUGCCGCCUCGUCAAAACCUACGACCAGUUUAGGGAAUCGGGGUGCGAGAACUGUCCUUUCUUUAAGAUGGAUGAGGAUCAUGAACGUGUCGUUGAUUGCACCACCCCCAAUUUCACUGGGAUAAUUUCAGUCAUGGAUCCAAGUAGAAGUUGGUCUGCUCGGUGGUUGCGAAUUGGAAAAUUUGCCCCUGGUUGUUACACUCUUGCAGUCUCAGAGGCUCUUCCAGAGGACUUGCAGAAUUUAUGCCAGGAUGAGCAUGUGCAGUAUGUGCCACCAAAACGUGUAUGAGUGUUGUUGAAAGUUUUUGAAGUUUAAACAUUUUGAUGUAAUCAAAUACUUGUUCUGAGACUCAUUGGUCUUCUAAAAUGAGCACCCAGUUGGUACUUGAAGGGUUAUGCUGCAUCCUUUGCUACAAAUGUGAUGAGAGUUAAUCGUC